AUGUCUUGUAAUUAUUUUAAACUAUCUUUGUUUUCUAUCGUACUGUGUAUAUUAGUAUAUACACAUAAGUUUCCCCGUGAAAAUAUAUUUUAUAAUAAAAUAAAUACGGUUGAUAUUAUAAAUGCAACACCUAGGAUAUUACUAGCCGAAGCACAAGAAACAGAUAUAUAUAAAAGCCAUUCAGGAGAAAAUGCACUCACAUACCACACAGGUAAUAAAUUAGACGAAAAUUAUACAGAAUAUCAUAAAACAUCAUCUGAUUGUACAUUGAAUAAUGAAAUUCUAGAAGAAUAUGAUAAUCAAACGGAACAAGUAGAAUUGGGAAAUGAGAAGAAUAAUAAAUCAUUGGUUGAGAAAUCACAUAGAAAAACACAUUGCAAAAAAAUUAAAAAAAUUAGUAAAAUUGCUUUAUUUGCCAUUUUUUGGGAAAUUUCUAUAUGGUAUUUCCCAUUUUAUAUUAUUAAAAGAAAUUAUAAAAAUAAUAAAUAA
Molecule: messenger RNA, 489 nt
Organism: Plasmodium adleri (nom. inval.)
Lineage: Eukaryota; Apicomplexa; Aconoidasida; Haemosporida; Plasmodiidae
Product: Plasmodium exported protein (hyp10), unknown function
Exons: 2
Coding region: 1-489 (162 amino acids)
Source: RefSeq, a predicted model, not a curated record